Metschnikowia bicuspidata var. bicuspidata NRRL YB-4993 is the source of this 684-nucleotide messenger RNA. It is a transcript of the gene NAT4, whose product is annotated as Nat4p. The transcript has a single exon. Gene Ontology annotation, cellular component: nucleus. The coding region runs from base 1 to 684 and encodes 227 amino acids. Gene Ontology annotation, molecular function: protein N-terminal-serine acetyltransferase activity; histone H2A acetyltransferase activity; histone H4 acetyltransferase activity. Lineage: Eukaryota; Fungi; Ascomycota; Pichiomycetes; Serinales; Metschnikowiaceae. The record is from RefSeq and is a predicted model, not a curated record.
AUGAGUGACAUUGAAGAAUUCAACGAAUGCAAUGAGGCUUUCAUGAACUCAAUAGGACAUGCCAUGUCACUUCUUGUCCCACUGGUUUUCCCCAAUCUGCUAGAAAUUCUAGGCAAAACAAACACGUUGCAUUGUGCAGAUGUAAACUCAUUGGAUACCUCCAAAGUUGAGCGGUUUUUGGGGAUAGUCAAGAAGUGUUUGGGCAAUUUCUAUUCCAAGCAUAAGGGUCCAUAUUGGGAAGCCGAUAAGCUCGAUGAAAUGGAAGAGCCAGGUUUGGUGUAUAUUUGGUACGAACACGAGGGAGCCAUUUCUUGUUUCCUAUCUGUGAUGAUGGUCCUCGAGCCUUUGGGAAAGACCCUUUACUUGUAUGAAAUUCACGUCUUGCCCGAAUUCCAGGGUCACCAACUAGGAACAAAGCUCAUGACACAUUUUCAUGAUUUUGGAGCACUCCUCAAUUCGAAAUCACAAGAAUCAUCUAGUCUACGUCGUCAUUUCGCCUCGGUUGCAACGGGAUUAACGGUGUUUUCAGACAAUAAAAGGGCAUUCAAAUGGUAUGUAAAAUUCGGCUAUAAAUUCGCGGUGGACUCUCCUUUGGAUAAGCCCCUUAGGAACGGUAAGAUUCUUAAGCCUACUGUCUAUGUCCUCUCCAGACCAUUGAACGAUACUGCACCAGUGAGUAUCUAG